Messenger RNA from Populus trichocarpa (black cottonwood), 2664 nucleotides. Its product is annotated as senescence-associated protein AAF, chlorolplastic. Gene Ontology annotation, cellular component: chloroplast. The record is from RefSeq and is a predicted model, not a curated record. NCBI's taxonomy places the organism in Eukaryota, Viridiplantae, Streptophyta, Magnoliopsida, Malpighiales, Salicaceae. Gene Ontology annotation, biological process: leaf senescence; cellular response to oxidative stress. The transcript has 12 exons. The coding region runs from base 943 to 2325 and encodes 460 amino acids.
CUUACUUUUCUUGCUUUCAAGACUCCAGCUUUGAGUUGCCUUUUGCUUAUGUUAUUUAAUAGUGUUUCACACUGUUCAGCAUCUGGGUUUCUUUUAUUUCUUCUCUGGAAUUUGCCAUUUAAGUUUAUACAAUUGAAGAUAUCACUUGUCACCAUGUUUCAUGUUAUGGGAUUGGGAAUGCUUUUCAAGCUCUGAACUUAAAGCCCUUGGUAAGAAAUUGUAAAGCUACAUUCCUAAAGAAAAAAUUGCAUGCCUAAAUGAAUUAACCAAGUAGCUUUGUUGCAAAAUAAGAUGAAUGGCAUGUGUGUAACUACGAUGAGAACUGAAUUGUGGCUUUCUAAUCUUAGUUCUGGUGCAAAAGUUUACUGUAAUAUCCUAAACUUUUUAAUCCAAGUUUUAGGAACAAUCAGUUCUUAAAGUUGAACCAAAAUAAAAGGUGGUAGUUCCUCAGAAGUUAUGGAUUUGAGAUUAUGGGAUUUGUGAGAUGUGUUCAAUUACUCAUGUUUGGAGAUCCAAGGUAUCAAUCAUUUGACACUUUGAAUGUUUUAAGAUUUUAAUAAUGCAUUUGGUAAUCCUGUUGGUAAAAUGUGGAGAAGACAUUCGCCCAGACAUGUCCAUUGAUUUAAAUUUUGUGCUGGAAAUUGCAUUUUUAUUAUCUAUCAGAUCAUAAACACAUAUGAUUUGUUGGAUCGAUGCAGACUGAAUUCAUUGUUUUGUAUGUUCAUGAUUUUGACCAUGUGUCUAUUAAGCAAUUUGAAAUGACGGGGAUCAUAAUGUUUUGAUAUCUCAUGAUUCACAUCUAUUUGAUAUGAAUUUUGACAGUUAUGAAGAAUAAUCCCUUUUUAAGAUUGUUCUAAUAGUGUUCUUGUUCUCACUUAAGCAUUGAGCUGUUGUGAGGGAAAUUCUGGCUGGUAUCAUUUUAUUCUUGUCUUGAUCUUUCCCAUGGCACUUAAUGCAAGCAAGGUUUCGAGCAGCCCUUUUGUGACUCAAAGGAAACUUACCUCUACAUCUCAUGGAAUCAUAUGUUCCUUUUCCAAGUCAUUCCAAAAAAAUAAACUACACCCUACUCAUCAAGGAAUUGAGCUUCAACAACUGAGCAGUAAGCAUCUCUUGACAGCAAAAUUGGCCUUCUCUGGUGAGAGUUUGCAGGGCAUACAUGGAAAACCAGUUAGUCUCAUCAUCUCUCGCAGAUCUUCCACAUUAUGCCAGUCAACAAGAACUCAUAGAACUGAAGAAAAAGAAUGUACUAGACCAUACAGUGACAGUUCUGAUUCAUCCAGGGCACAAGUUGGAGAAAAGGAAGAUGAGCAUCAACUCAUGUCUGGGAGAACUAUUCACUCAUGUCAUGCUUUAGCUGAAGCAUGUAGAUUUGUAUAUAAUGAUGCCAAGUUUGUAAAUGAAAGGGCUCGCAACGACAUUAUUUUACUUUCACGUGGGAUAUCAAGGCUGGAUGCUCGUGCACGUAAAGGUGUUGCGAUUCUUGGGUCUGGGUUUCUUAAACUCGAUGCUCGAGCAAGAGAGGACACUGAGAAAAUUGACCGUGAUGUGAAGGAAAAAGCUGAGCGUCUUCAUCACAUUGCUACUAUCAUAAAGGACAGAGCUCAAACCAAAUUGAAAACUGCUGCUGACAAGCAUUGGAGUGAUGGAGCCUUGGAGGCUGAUUUGCGCCUUGCUGACUUCCGCGCCAAGCAACGUGCAAUGGAAGAUGCUCUAAUGGCGUUGGAGUUUGUCAAAAAUAUCCAUGAAUUGAUGGUGAGCAAGAUGUACAAAUUCCCGCUGCGUAAGGAGGAAGGUUCACUAACUGCUAAUGGCAUACUGGGAAAUAUAAUGCUUGAGAAAAAUGGUAGGACACUGGACUUCUUCCCUGGAGAAGUAUCAACAGAUCGCAUUACUGCUAUUCAGGAAGCUUACUGGAGUAUGGCAUCUGCGCUCUCUGAAGCUGAUGGAAUUGACUAUACAGAUCCUGAAGAGCUCGAGUUGUUGGUUACAACUCUUAUAGAUCUUGAUGCAAUGGAUGGUAAGGGCAGUGUAUCGUUAUUGGCAGAAUGUUCAAAUUCUCCAGAUGUCAACACAAGACAAGCACUGGCCAAUGCGUUGGCAGCAGCCCCAUCCAUGUGGACUCUUGGAAAUGCAGGCAUGGGAGCCUUACAGAGACUGGCAGAAGAUAAAAACCCAGCCAUUGCCAAUGCAGCAUCCAAAACUAUCCAUGAGCUGAAGAAACAGUGGGAAAUACAGGAAGGAGAUAGUUGGAGGUUUAUGAUGAAUCAAAAACCAGUUGAAGAAGUAGAUAGCCAAGAAGACAAUAACGACGCAGAUACAGGUUGACAAGUACUCAGACACAUAUACUGUAGAUAUCUACAUGUAGGCUUAAAUAGUUGCAGGCUAACCCUUGUCACCAGAAAGUGACGGGUGCUAUUGCAAUGUAGAAGGCUGUCUUGUUCUAACUGUGCCUUGUUUUUAUCAUGUCUAAGCUGUGCUUAACUUUUCAUAUUUCAUAUGAGUGAUCUAUGAGAAUUCAAAGACAAAGUUGGUCUUAAUCUGUAAAAGCAGUGCAUGCUAACAUGGAAAAAUAUGUAUGGCCUCUGCCUAAUAUGAUACGAAUAAUGCUAGAGAUACUUGAAUUGUUACUAACAUAAAGUACUGAGCUACUUAAAUUGUUCUUAA